Messenger RNA from Tympanuchus pallidicinctus (lesser prairie-chicken), 4262 nucleotides. It is a transcript of the gene LOXL2, whose product is annotated as lysyl oxidase like 2. Gene Ontology annotation, cellular component: membrane. Gene Ontology annotation, biological process: peptidyl-lysine oxidation. Gene Ontology annotation, molecular function: protein-lysine 6-oxidase activity; copper ion binding. The record is from RefSeq and is a predicted model, not a curated record. NCBI's taxonomy places the organism in Eukaryota, Metazoa, Chordata, Aves, Galliformes, Phasianidae. Bases 219 to 2540 code for a protein of 773 amino acids. The transcript has 14 exons.
UGAAAUUUGCCAGGAAGCAGCAGCUCCUUGCAGCGUAUUCCUCCGGCUGCGGGAUAUUUCCCGGCGCAGAGGGGACCCUCGGACAGCUCAGCCCCAAAGGGAGAACUUCAGCCCCGAGGUCACCCCCAGCACGACCUACCACUAACCCCAAGCACCUACCUGCACUGACCAGCAGCUGCAAAACAACACUUUGGCUCUGAGCACUGUGAGCACUGAACAUGGAAGGAUUCCUGGGCUUUAACCAUAACCACUGUUUCAUCGUGCUGUUCUUCGUCUCCCUGAGCCUUGCCCAGUACGAACACUGGCCCUACCUCCCCGGGUACCCUGAGCCACCCCCACAAGUCUACCAGCCCCCCCAGAGGCCAGCAGACGUUCCCAAAAUCCAACUACGGCUCGCAGGGCAGAAGAGAAAACACAACGAAGGCCGAGUGGAGGUGUUCUACAGCGGCGAGUGGGGAACGGUGUGCGAUGAUGACUUCUCCAUCCAUGCAGCGCACGUGAUUUGCAGGGAGUUGGGCUACGUGGAGGCAGUGUCCUGGCUACCGAGCUCAAAAUAUGGGAAAGGAGAAGGGAAAAUUUGGAUGGACAAUGUCCAUUGCAAUGGCAAGGAGACCACGCUGGCAGCGUGCACCUCCAAUGGCUGGGGAGUGACAGACUGCAAACACACCGAGGACGUGGGGGUGGUCUGCAGUGAGAAGAGAAUCCCUGGCUUCAAGUUUGACAACUCGUUGCUCAACCAAAUAGAGAACAUGAACAUUCAGGUGGAGGACAUCAGGAUCCGGCCCAUCCUCGCCACCUAUCGCAAGCGGGUGCCCGUCACGGAGGGUUAUGUGGAGGUGAAAGAAGAAGGGACCUGGAAGCAGAUCUGUGACAAGCACUGGACCAUGAAGAAUUCCCGAGUCGUCUGCGGCAUGUUUGGGUUUCCGAGCGAGAGGAAAUACAACACCAAGGUCUACAAAAUGUUUGCCAGCAGGAGGAAGCAGCAUUACUGGGCUUACUCCAUGGACUGCACUGGGAACGAGGCGCACAUCUCCAGCUGCAAACUGGGCAACCACCUCAACGUGGACACAGAGAAGAAUGCAACAUGUGACAACGGGAUGCCCGCAGUGGCCAGCUGUGUCCCCGGCCGUGCCUUUGCCCCCAGCAGCCACAGUGGCUUCCGAAAAGCCUUCAGGCAGGAGCAACCUCUGGUGAGGCUGAAAGGAGGAGCCAACACCGGCGAGGGCCGAGUGGAAGUGCUGAAGAAUGGGGAGUGGGGCACGGUGUGCGACGACAACUGGAACCUGGUGUCUGCCAGCGUGGUGUGCAGGGAGCUGGGCUUCGGCAGCGCCAAGGAGGCGAUCACGGGGGCAAGGCUGGGGCAAGGCAUGGGUCCAAUCCAUCUCAAUGAAAUCGACUGUACAGGAUUUGAGAAAUCCAUCACAGACUGCAAGUUCAACAUGGAGUCGCAGGGCUGCAACCACGAGGAAGAUGCUGCUGUGAGAUGCAACGUUCCCGCGAUGGGUUUCCAGAACCAGCUGCGCCUGGUUGGUGGUCGCAACCCAUAUGAAGGUCGGGUGGAGGUGUUGGCUGAACGCAACGGCACGCUGCGCUGGGGCACGGUCUGCAGCCAGGGAUGGAGCACUGUGGAGGCCAUGGUGGUGUGCAGGCAGCUGGGGCUGGGCUUUGCCAGCCAUGCCUUCCAGGAAACCUGGUACUGGCAUGGAGAUGUCAGUGCUGACAGCGUGGUCAUGAGUGGGGUCAAGUGCUCAGGGACGGAGAUGUCCCUGGCCCACUGUCGUCAUGAUGGAGCCGACGUCUCCUGUCCUAGAGGAGGAGGUCGCUUCGGUGCUGGCGUGUCCUGUUCAGAGACUGCCCCCGACCUGGUGCUCAACGCCGAGCUGGUGGAGCAAACCGCCUACCUGGAGGACCGCCCCAUGUUCAUGCUGCAGUGUGCGCAGGAGGAGAACUGCUUGGCCAGCUCAGCCAUCAACACCUCCGUCACCUCCGGCUACCGCCGCCUGCUGCGCUUCUCCUCCCAGAUCCACAACAACGGGCAGUCGGAUUUCCGCCCCAAAAAUGGUCGCCACGCUUGGGUCUGGCAUGACUGCCAUCGGCAUUACCACAGCAUGGAGGUUUUCACCCACUAUGAUCUACUGAACCUCAAUGGAACCAAGGUAGCUGAAGGACACAAAGCCAGCUUCUGUCUGGAAGACACCGAAUGUGAAGCAGAUGUGCAGAAACAGUACGAGUGUGCCAAUUUUGGUGAACAAGGGAUCACUGUUGGCUGCUGGGAUGUGUACCGACACGACAUCGACUGCCAGUGGAUCGACAUCACCGACGUCCCACCAGGAGAUUACCUCUUCCAGGUCGUCAUCAACCCCAACUAUGAAGUGGCUGAAUCUGAUUACUCCAACAACGUGAUGAAAUGCCGGAGUCGGUACGACGGGCAGCGCAUCUGGAUGUACAACUGCCACACAGGUGGCUCCUUCAGCGACGAAACGGAACAGAAGUUUGAUCACUUCAGUGGACUCACAAACAACAAAGUGUCCACCCGAUAGAGCAGCACUGCCUCCCGUCCCACUAUUUAAGAAGCGAGGCUUCCCGCUGCGCUCAUUUCCCCAACCACUGCGCCAAGACAAAAAAUCAAGCAAGCAAUCAAACUCUAAAUUAGCAAGGUAAAUUAUUUUCUGAAGCUGCCUUCCUUCCCGGUGUAAAUGCUUGGACCACCUCUUGUAAAUCCCACCCCCGCUGCCGAGGGUGUUGGGAGCAGGCUUUCAAACUCUACUGGGCUCCAACCUCCCCCCACCAUCUUUAUGUGUGUACACAGCUCUGGGCUGCAGUGAGCUCAGUUUGCCUUUGGUUGGGUAUCAACAACCUCAACGGGUCUUGACCAUUCAUUUUCUUCACAUUUUGGUACUUUUAAGCUUAAGCUGAAGCACCACUGACGCAUAUUCUUCCAUUUGUGAUGAUGCUCACCCUCAGCACCGCUGCCACUGCUCCAUUUUAGCAAAGAAACACAGGCAAGAAAACAACAUCGAAGCGUUCCUUCUGAGCAGAACAGUCUAAAGCAUAAUUUAAUACUGCAGCCAAACUCUCGCAUUCAACAACCAACUCCCAGAACCAACGGAGCAGCAAAUGCAGAACUCUGCCUCCACGUGCAGCACAGCUCCUCCACCACCCAGAAGCCGUGCUGAGUCCACAGGAUCGUUGCUUCCCACUGCACAGCAAGCAAUUCACCCAGCAGCCCCUACGUCCACCUACACGUUACCUUCGAAGCUGGAUAUUCCCUCUUUUGGAGGAUGAGUUCAGUUAAGGCAUUGCACCCCUGUACCCUGCAGAGGUAACUUCAUGGCUUGCAUCGUCAGGGAUGCGCUGACCGCCUAAGUUGGCUCCGAGGAUUUCUUUUUUACACUUAGUUCAGUUCACAAUGGUGCUAAGUGUGCUCCUCUGUUUGUUUGAGGACGCACGUCGCUACAGAUUUUCCACCACAGCUACUUGAAUAAAUCGUUUCACCCAGAAAAAAAAUAUAUCUACGUUUUUAAAUCCCACUUUCUAUUUCUACUCCCCGCCAGCUGAGGGCUUUGUUCACAAUUCCCGGUACUGAAGUUUCCUUCUCCCUCUGUGUUUGUACAGAAGGCCUCUACACGCAGCUAGAACUAAUGGAGUGCAGCCAAUUAACCAUCUCAAUCCGCAGGGAUCAACCCACUAUCCUACCUCACAGGGAUGUUGUGAGGCUUAACGGUUCUUGCUAACGCCUGGUGGAGUAUUUCUUGUAUCCAAGAUGUUGACACAGAGGAGAGGCUUUCAGCCUACUGCAAGUUGGAAAAGUCCAUUUUGUUCUCAAGAUGCAGGACAGUGCAGCUAAAGCAGAGCCUGGGGGAUGCUCUAUUGCUGCUGCUGCAACUCAAGGUGUCUCUCGGAGCAUCCCUUGCCAUUGGGCUCUGUGCAAGUUGAGCUACUGUUGAGUUCUGGCUUGCUUCUCCUAAUGAACAAAUAACUUCGCUUUCUAACGGAACAACACAGGCAGGCUUCUUUUCAAUGAGGAAAAAACCCUGAACCUCAAUGCCUGUCGCUACUGGGGGAUAUUUAACAACAAUAUGACAACAGAGUAAACACUGAACAGAGCUUUUGACUCCUACAGAUGCUCUGCUCCGACUGAAUGCUGGCCAGUGAGAUGCCCUUCCCUCACCCUGGUGCACUCCUAACAAUUCCUGGUGGGCUUUAACACGAAGUAACGCUUCCUUACGUGCUGCAGGGAGUGCAGAUGCUUUGGAGCAGAG